CAUAAAUAUAUGUAUAUCUUUCUUUCUAUUUAAUUUCCUCUGUCUUGUUUAUACAUAUAUAUAUACUGGAUAUAUGCGCAUACCUAUGCCAUAUACUGUAUAUGUAUAUAUAUAUAAGAAAAUGAGUAUAAACCCUAGAAUAUACCAUUAUGAUGUGUACACUAUACAUUUUCGAUAUUAAAAUAAGAACUUCUCUCUAAACGAAGAGUACGUACUGUAUGUAUCAGCUUUUGCAAGUGCAUUUAGUCGUGUUUCAUAGACAGAAAAAAAAAAUUAAUAUAUCUAUAUAAACAUAUUGUUUAUAUGUAUUUGUUUGUAUAGAUAUGCUGUUUAUAUAUAUAUCCACAUAUACAAUGUAUUAGUAUAUAUUUUCCUCGGGAUGGGAAAAGUAUAUACUAGAAUAUACGUGUAUAUAUAUAUAUAAUUACAGACUUUCUUUAUAUAUUUAGUAAACCUAUCAUAUAUGCAUACAGAAUGUACACUACCGAUAUAAAGGAGUAUAGGAUAGCUAUAAACGAAUUAUACACGAUCGCAAUAAGUUCGAUAUCAGGAAAGAUAGUCCAUAAAUAGGUAAUUUUAAUAGAGAGUAUAGUGUCUACAUCUAUUUUUUAAUGAAAUAUACGGUAUGUAUUUAUAAAUUUAUACCCAAAUAUGUAUGUUAGCCUAUAUAUAAGAUUAUCGAUUUUUCCUUUCACAAUUUCCUCAUAUUUAUUGCACGAUCUGUUUCAUAAAGGGAUAGAAGAGUAUACAUUUUUAUAUAAAUUAUUAGAUUACGUGCAAGAAAAUUUAUUCUUGCAACAAGCAUUUAUGCUAAGCCAAUUAAUAACUAUAAAUAUUCAUAUAUGCGCAUAUGCACAUAUUUCAUUUGCAUAUAUAAGAACAAUUUUUUGGGUUGAUAAUUAUAAAGAAUUAAAGGAAUUGCUUUUCUAUAUAUAUGUAAUGCCGUUGUGUAAAAAUACGAAUAAAGUAAAUAUACUAACUUAGAGGAAUUAUUAUUAUAUACAUAAGGACAUUAUUUUAUGAAACACACUACCUUCCGAAUAGAUAGAGGGUACUAUAAAUUAUGUAUUAUGAUUGCUAUAUGUUCACUAAAACAUCCUUUGCAGACAAUGCUUGCUGCGAAACGUAAUUCGAAUUUGCGUUCGACGUUCGCCGCCAGGGCAUCUUUAUUCGAUGAGGAACUGGUGAGUGGUAAAAUAAUAGGGAAACGGGAGGGAAAAUAAAAGGAUAGCGAAGGGUUUUUGGGGGUUAAGAGUGAUGAAAAUAUUUUGUGGUAUGCGACAGCACGAGUAGCGGUUAUCUGCAUGUAUAAUUUUCUUCCACCACUCCGAUUUAUGUACCGGGAGCCAAUUCGACGAAUUAAGUCGGAGCGACUACAGGGAAUUUGGUCGUUCUCUUUUCAUAUCGAUUAUACGAAUAGGUCGACUAGAAUAUAUUUCCGCCUUUUUCUCUAAACGCGCGCCUCGCUUAGCAACCUAUUUUGAUUUUUGUCGACACCUCAGCCGGAAAUCGAUUAAACAUUUAGGAGGCGAGAAAAAAUUACACAUUGGACUUUUUUCGUAUAUUAUUUUCUGUCGCAUUUACAUUAUUCUACUCACAUUACGCCCAUUCCCUAACGGAUGGUAGUAGUACCAAUCUAUGUGUUUACUCUCUUUUUCCUUUAUAUCUAAGCGUUAUGAAAUAUAAAUGUCGAUUGUUUACAAAAACUCAUUUCGUGAUGUUUACGAAACGAAAGUAGACUUUGAGUAGUUUUUAACUCUUUACAAAACGCGAUUAACGUCAGUGUCUCAUCAGUACAAGAACGCGCUUGUAAACAUUCAAUAAUGUAUCAAAGAUGACAAAGGAGCACGCGCUGUUACCUUGUACCUUUUGGAAUACAUAUUUACACUGUAAUGAAUACUUGUAUAUACAGAAAUCUCACGUCUACAAAAAGACGCUUCAAGCGUUAAUCUAUCCGAUUUCAUCUAGUACCCCGCAUAACUUCCACAUUUGGACAGCUACUUCUCCGACCUUUUGCUUCGAAUGCGGUGGUUUGCUUUGGGGUUUGGCUAGGCAAGGGUUGCGUUGUAGCGAAUGUAACGUCAAAUGUCACGAACGAUGUAAAGACCUUCUUAACGCCGAUUGCCUCCAAAGAGCGGCCCAAAAGAGCUCGAAGCACGGCUGUGAAGAUCGGACCCAGAAUCUGAUUACUGCAAUGAAAGAGCGUAUGGACGAAAGGGAACGCAACAAUCCGGAAAUAUUUGAAUUGAUGCGGUAUAGAAAUUUAGAAUAGAAUUCUUUCUUCCUUUCUUCUUUAGUUUCUUUUCUAUUGAGUAUAUUAUAUAGUUGAUCAAUGAUCGUUGAUCGUUUCGAUUUGUAUAUACAGCAAAUUGUUUGGUAUGGAUGAAAAAAUUCAUGUCGGCCACAUGAAAGCUAUCAAGCAAAAUGUACUAGACGGAACUUCAAAGUGGUCUGCUAAAAUUACUAUCACAGUAAUUAGCGCUCAAGGGCUAAUUGGCAAGGACAAAACGGGAACAAGCGACCCCUAUGUAACGGUUCAAGUUGGUAAGAUAAGGAAGAGAACAAGGACUGUUGCUCAAAAUUUAAAUCCGAUCUGGAACGAGAAGUUUUACUUCGAAUGCCAUAACUCCUCAGACCGUAUCAAGAUACGAGUAUGGGAUGAAGAUAAUGAUUUAAAAUCGAAAUUGAGGCAGAAAUUAACAAGGGAAUCGGAUGAUUUUCUGGGUCAGACUAUAGUGGACGUUAGGACUUUAUCGGGUGAAAUGGAUGUCUGGUAUAAUUUAGAAAAACGGACGGAUAAGUCGGCUGUAUCCGGAUCGAUUCGUUUACAGUUGAGCGUUGCGAUAAAAGGCGAAGAGAACGCGGCUCCAUAUCACGUCCAAUACACGUGCCUUCAUCAGAAUCUCUUCCAUUACCUGAAUGAACUUAACUCUGGUGUCGUUCGUUUACCUAAAGCGAAAGGUGAUGGUGCUUGGAAAAUAUACUUUGAGGAACCUGCUCAAGAGGUUAUAGACGAAUUUUCUAUGAGAUACGGAAUCGAAUCGAUUUAUCAAGCUAUGACCCACUUCAGUUGCUUAUCGACCAAGUACACGUCGACGGGCGUUCCAGCAGUUCUCUCGACGCUCUUGGCCCAAAUUAACUCUUUUUACGUACACAAUUCGGUUUCCGAUCGUUUUGCCGCUUCUAAUUUUGGUAAAGAAAAGUUCAUAAAGCUUUUAGAUCAAUUACACAACUCCGUCCGAAUUGACUUAUCAGUUUAUCGGAAUACGUUUCCUGCAUCCGACCGUGCGAGGCUAGCAGAUUUGAAGUCUAUAGUGGAUCUCUUAACUUCCAUCUCAUUCUUCCGUCUUAAAGUCCAGCGUAUAGCUCUUGCUGACAGAGCAUCCGUAGUAGUUACAGAAUGUGUCAAAGCUUGCGCAAAGUCUACAUAUCAAUUCCUUUUCGAUAAUUGCUUUGAUUUGUAUCAUCGAGAGAGGUCGGAGAGCGUAGAGGAUGAUGACGACAGCAAAAACGGCCCAAGCGGCAAAACUUUAUUCUUCUGGAACAAAUUAAUAUCUUUGAUAGUAGCAGUUAUCGAAGAAGAUAGACAGGUUUACUCAAAAGCCGUUUGUCAGUUCCCACAUGAAUUAAACGUAGGUCAAGUAUCGGCCAACGCGAUUUGGCAACUAUUCUCGCAGGAUGUCAAAUUUGCCCUCGAGCAGCACGUGAUGGAGAAUCAACCCUGCAAAUCUAGCGACUACAUGAACUUGCACUUUAAGGUUAAAGGACUUUUUUCAGUAUAUGUAGAUCCAAAUAAUCAGUCUAAAACUGUAUUGGACUACCCCUUGUGGUUCGAACCUUUCGUUCUUAAAUGGUUAGAUGAGAGUGAAGAAAAUUCCACUGGUGUAGUCAGAGCGGCGUAUCGAAGAGAUAAGACAGAGGGAUUUCAAAAAACAUCGGAUAUUGUUCUCUUUUCCUGUUCUGUAACGGAUAUAUUCACUCAGCUUAAUCAGUGCUUUAGCGUAAUCAACAAACUGGAUUGCCCUCAUCCCCAAGUCGAAGCGAGAUAUAUGCGAAAAUUUUCCCAAACCGUUUGCAAAGUUCUAUUAGGAUAUACUCAAUCUCUUAAAGCUGAUUUUGACCAUUUUGCCAAUCAGCAGAGGGUUGCUUGUACAUUAAUCAAUAACAUACAGCAAUUGAGAAUACAAUUAGAAAAGUUAUUUGGCUUAAUGGGCGGCGUUAAUUUGGAUGACAGCGUUAAGGCUUCCCUGACUAAUUUGCAGCAAUAUCUGAAUGGUGUUAUUGACGAACUAGCUGUUAAAUUUACCAGAACAAUGCAAGGGGCUGUUGAAAAGUCGAUAAGGGAGGUUGGAAUAGAACUGGAAAAAGUUAAAGGAUUAAAGGCCAUGCGUACGCAAGCUCAACAUGAAGUAGAUGUUGUACUCAGACCCUUGAUAGAAGUGCUGGACUCUUACUUAUCGGCUUUUACUGAUCUUUGUGAAAAGACUGUGUUCAAGAGGAUAUUGAAAGAGUUAUGGAGGAUUGUUGUAUUCUCGCUAGAGAAAACAAUCGUUCUCCCACCCGUCUCAGAGCCUAAGCAGAAUUUCCCCACCCCGUCAAACGCUCAAACAAAAUUAGAAGAUGUCUCUCGCUCUAUUAUACGCAAUGUCACUCAACAGGCGUCCAGAAUGUCUAUAUCCAUUAUUCAGGAAUUGGCGGCUGACUUCCAAAAUACCUUAUCCCCGAAGCAGUGUUCCGUUGUAGAAAUGGCUCUGAAAACUGUAAAGGAUUACUUUCACGCGAAUGGACAAGGUCUUAAGAAGACCUUUCUGGAAAAAUCCCCAGAAUUGAAGUCUUUAAAAUACGCUCUCAGCCUGUACUCCCAAACUACCGACGCGUUAUUGAAAACUUUCGUUGCUACUCAGGCCAAUCAGGUUUUAAUACGCGAAGAAGAAGAGGAAGAGGAAUUAAUGGGUGAAAUUUCUAUCCAUAUCGACCUUCUAACACAUCCAGGAACGGGGGAAAGGAAGGUAGCCAUUAAAGUUGUUGCAGCUAACGGUCUGAAGUGGAGAUCAUCCGGUGUGUUUAAACCUUUCGUUCAGAUUAACCUAAUUGGGCCUUUUCUAUCGAACAAAAGGCGUAAGGUAGCUACAAAGAGUAAAGCAAAUUGUUGGACACCUAAAUUUGAUGAAAAAUUUCACUUCGUCGUCGGUAAUGAAGAGGAUUUAGAAUCGUACGAACUGCAGAUUACUGUAAAAGACUAUUGUUUUGCAAGGGAAGAUCGGAUUAUUGGAGUUGGUGUUUUACAAUUAAAAGAUAUAGUUGAACAAGGCUCCUGCGCUCUGUGGUGUUCCCUAGGUAGAAGAAUAUCACUAAACGAUACCGGUUGGACAAUUUUACGAAUUCUAGCACAGAGAACUAGCGACGAAGUGGCUCAGGAAAUAGUAAAGUUAAAAACUGAAAUAAGACAUAGUGAAGAAAUAACUUAGAUGCGCCAUCUUUCGUUGUAAACCUGCAUAAGAAAAACAAACUACAUGCAUUAUAAAAAAUAAAAAAUACUGCAUGUUUUGUUUUUUUAUUAGUUUUUUUUUACCUGAGGUAGCUAGCUAAUUAAAUCUUUUCCUCAACCUUUUAUGCAAAAAAUGCUUAAUUCAUUGAAGUAAUUUGGUGCUAUCUGUUGUUUUCUUACCAU
This is a messenger RNA of Dimorphilus gyrociliatus, 5671 nucleotides long. Lineage: Eukaryota; Metazoa; Annelida; Polychaeta; Dinophilidae. The record is from the annotation of a GenBank genome assembly.